Molecule: messenger RNA, 837 nt
Organism: Rhodotorula graminis WP1
Lineage: Eukaryota; Fungi; Basidiomycota; Microbotryomycetes; Sporidiobolales; Sporidiobolaceae
Exons: 5
Coding region: 1-837 (278 amino acids)
Biological process (GO): translation
Cellular component (GO): mitochondrion
Molecular function (GO): ribosomal large subunit binding
Source: RefSeq, a predicted model, not a curated record
AUGAGCCUGCGCUCUGUCCACUGUGCUCUCAGGCCAGCACUGCGCUGCGCCACUUCUGCGCGUCCAGCCCCGCUCGCCGCCCUCCUACCCUCGUCCUCCCGAUCCCCCCUCCUCCUCAUCAGCCCGACCUCGAGCUCCCACCACCUCGGCCUCGUGCGCACCAAGAAGACCAAGGCCAAGAAGCCCGACGACCCGGACUACGACUCGACCCCGCCGAGCAAGGGCAAGGGCAAGAAGCACGGCAAGGGCCACAUGGUCACCGAGCAAGAGCUCCUCGACACCCAGCUCCCCGGCGAACAGUUCGAGCUCAAGCAGAUCGAGGACCACAUGGACGCCGCCGUCGACCGCCUCCGCGUCGCCCUCAAGCAGGUCGUCGGCCGCGUCGGUCGCGUCUCGCCCGCUCUCCUCGACAACGUGCGCGUCGAGACCCCCGAGGGCAAGCGCCCGCUCAACGAGUUCGCGACCGUCACCGUCAAGGACGGCAAGGACCUCCUCGGCGUCAAACCCGUCACGGCCGCCAUCUACGCCUCGCCGCUCAACCUGGCGCCCCAACCCGCCGGUGCCACCUCGCUGCGCGUCCCGGUCCCGCGCGCCGACUGGGACAAGCGUCAGUCGCUCGUGCGCGACGCGCAGAACCUGUGCGAGAAGGCGCGCAUCGCCGUUCGCCAGGUCCGCAUCGACGGCCAGAAGGAGAUCAAGCGCGACCAGGACGCAAAGAUUGUCGGCAAGGACGAGGCGCGCACAGAGGGCAAGAAGCUCGACGAGGCGACCAAGAAGAAGACGGCCGAGGUCGACCGCAUCUUCGAGGACGCCAAGAAGGUGCUCAUGGACGAGUAG